Molecule: messenger RNA, 1858 nt
Organism: Erythranthe guttata (spotted monkey flower)
Lineage: Eukaryota; Viridiplantae; Streptophyta; Magnoliopsida; Lamiales; Phrymaceae
Product: GTP binding Elongation factor Tu family protein
Biological process (GO): mitochondrial translational elongation
Cellular component (GO): mitochondrion
Molecular function (GO): translation elongation factor activity; GTPase activity; GTP binding
Source: RefSeq, a predicted model, not a curated record
AGCCAGUGGUAGUCACGUUUUUUUGGCUAAAACCCUGAACUGAACCUCCAAGAAACCUUCGACUUCUUCUUAUAGCUUCUCUCAUUUCUCGCUAUCUAUUACUAUCUCACUCUGCUGCUAGGGGAGAAAAAAUGGCGUCGGUGGCUGUCAGGAACUCGAGUUCGAAGCGCGUGUUCACACUCUCGCCGCGAAUAUACACGUCAUGCUGCCGGGGAUCCGCUGUCUCCUCGCCGUUCUCGGCCGCCGAAUUGCCGAUCGCUUCGCAUCAGGCUCCUAAUCCUUGGUGGAGAUCCAUGGCCACCUUUAACCGGACAAAGCCUCAUGUUAAUGUGGGAACAAUUGGGCAUGUUGACCAUGGAAAGACCACCUUAACCGCAGCAAUAACCAGGGUCUUAUCAGAGGAAGGGAAUGCUAAAGCGGUUGCCUUCGAUGAAAUUGAUAAAGCCCCUGAAGAGAAAAAGAGAGGGAUUACAAUUGCCACGGCACAUGUAGAAUAUGAAACCGCAAAGAGACAUUAUGCUCACGUGGAUUGCCCUGGACAUGCUGACUAUGUUAAAAACAUGAUUACUGGAGCUGCUCAAAUGGAUGGGGGUAUUCUUGUUGUAUCUGCCCCAGAUGGACCAAUGCCACAAACUAAGGAACACAUUUUGCUUGCUCGCCAGGUUGGUGUGCCGUCGCUUGUUUGUUUCCUUAAUAAAGUUGAUGCUGUGGAUGACCCAGAACUGCUAGAACUUGUGGAAAUGGAACUACGUGAGUUGCUUAGCUUCUACAAGUUUCCUGGGGAUGACAUUCCCAUUGUCCGAGGAUCAGCGUUGGCUGCAUUGCAGGGCACAAAUGAAGAAAUUGGGAAAAAGGCUAUUUUGAAAUUAAUGGACGCUGUAGAUUCAUACAUUCCAGAUCCUGUGCGUCAACUUGAUAAACCUUUCUUGAUGCCUGUUGAAGAUGUUUUUACCAUUCAGGGGCGUGGAACUGUUGCAACUGGCCGUGUGGAACAAGGUAUAAUCAAACCAGGAGAGGAGGUGGAGAUUUUGGGACUGUCACAGAACAAAAUUAAAACUACAGCAACUGGUGUUGAGAUGUUCAAGAAGACUUUGGAUUAUGGCCAGGCUGGUGACAAUGUGGGUCUGCUUCUACGAGGCCUCAAGCGUGAUGAUAUCCAAAGAGGAAUGGUAAUUGCAAAACCAGGCACUCUUAAAACAUACACGAAGUUUGAAGCAGAGAUUUAUGUCCUCACAAAAGAAGAAGGUGGUCGCCAUACCGCCUUCUUUUCGAACUAUAGACCUCAAUUCUAUAUGAGGACCGCUGAUGUCACUGGUAAAGUCGAGCUGCCUGAAAAUGUGAAGAUGGUUAUGCCUGGUGACAACGUGACUGCUGUUUUUGACCUCAUAUACCCAGUCCCUCUCGAAGCAGGACAAAGAUUUGCCCUGAGAGAAGGUGGACGAACUGUGGGUGCUGGAGUUGUUUCGAAAGUUAUAAGUUGAAAUAAUGGUUUCCAGGCAGUUUAAUGUGCCCUUUUGUCACGAGAAGAGGCUUUGAAAACGAAGAGAUUAUUGUUUCUGCGGUCACUAAUUUAAUUUCUGUUGGCUGAUAAUCUCACCGCUGCAAAAUGUUUUUUCGUACAUUUCCCAGAUAUUCUGCAAGGGUAAUUGAGAAGAAUACAAUAUUGGUUUUUUAGUGACUGGCUUUGUCCAUAAAGUUCUCGUGUAUUCUUUUCAUCUGUAUCAAUAAUUAAUUUUGUUCUGCGCUCGGUAUUGUUACGAAUUGCUUUGCCGGGCUGACUAAAUGGCAGUGAAUUUAGGACAUUUCGCUGUUCAUGUGUGUGAAAACCACACGAUUCAAAGCCUGAGAGUUUAAAAUA